This is a messenger RNA of Microsporum canis CBS 113480, 1659 nucleotides long. RefSeq names its product proline-specific permease. The transcript has a single exon. Gene Ontology annotation, molecular function: amino acid transmembrane transporter activity. Gene Ontology annotation, biological process: amino acid transmembrane transport. Gene Ontology annotation, cellular component: membrane. The record is from RefSeq and is a predicted model, not a curated record. Lineage: Eukaryota; Fungi; Ascomycota; Eurotiomycetes; Onygenales; Arthrodermataceae. Bases 1 to 1659 code for a protein of 552 amino acids.
AUGGGCCGUGAAGAGCCCGACGUCGAGGCGAGCGAGUAUGCGGCGCCGCCGCCGCCGCCGGUGUACGGGGACGAGAAGCGAAACAACAUGCGGGCGAUGGUCGAGGCGAGCCUGCACGACACGCGGUACAACCAGACGCAGCGAGGCCUCAAGUCGCGACAUGUCCAGAUGAUGGCGCUCGGGGGGACGAUAGGGACCGGCCUCUUUGUCGGCUCAGGCCAGGCGCUGGCCAUCGGCGGGCCUGCGUUCCUGGUGUCGGCGUACCUGUUCAUCGGGGUGCUCGUCUACCUGGUCGUCACCGCGAUCGCGGAGGUGGGCACCUACCUGCCCGUCCACGGCGGGACGAUGAGCUACUACGGCUUCCGGUAUGUGUCGCGCAGCCUGGGCUUCUCGCUCGGCUACCUGUACUGGUACUCGCUGGGCAUCCUGGUGCCGAACGAGAUCGUGGCCGCCUCGCUGAUCGUGGGCUACUGGAACGACUCGAUCAACAUUGCGGUCUGGAUCUCGAUCUUCCUCGUCGUGAUCGUCGCGCUCAACCUGCUGCCGGUCCGCUGGUACGGCGAGUCCGAGUUCUGGUUUGCCGGCCUGAAGGUGAUCAUGAUGCUGGGGCUCAUCAUCCUGGCCUUCGUCCUGUUCUGGGGCGGCGGCCCGUCGCACCAGCGGCUCGGCUUCCACUACUGGACGCAUCCGCGGCCGGCGAACGAGCACAUCGUCAAGGGGGACGCGGGGCGGUUCGUCGCCUUUCUCAAGUGCAUCGUCCUCAGCGCGUUUGCCUUCCUCUUCGCGCCCGAGCUGAUCAUCCAGACGGCGGGCGAGAUGGAGUCGCCGCGGCACAACAUCCCGCGGGCGUCGCGCCGCUUCUUCUACCGCCUGGCCUUCUUCUACAUCCUGGGCUCGCUCGCCAUCAGCGUCACCUGCCCGUCCAACGAGUCGUCGCUGACCCACGGCGGCGCGGGCGCGGGCUCGUCGCCGUUCGUCUUCGGCAUCAAGAACGCAGGCAUCGCGGUGCUGCCGGGGAUAGUCAACGCCGUCAUCCUCACGUCCGCGUGGAGCUCGGGCAACUCGUACCUGUACAUGUCCUCGCGCGCGCUCUACUCGCUCGCCGUCGCCGGGGACGCCCCGCACAUCUUCCGGGCGUGCAACCGCUACGGCCUGCCGUACAUGGCGCUGGCGGCGAGCGCGCUCUUCCUGCCGCUGGCCUACCUGGCCGUCGGCAGCGGCAGCUCGCGCGUCUUCAACUGGUUCGUCAGCUUCACCAACACGUCCGCCUUCAUCAGCUGGACGUGCUGCUGCAUCAUCCACUUCCGCUUCACCAAGGCCGUCCAGGUCCAGGGCAUCGAGCUCACGUACCGGUCGCGCUUCCAGCCCUGGGGCGCCCGCAUCGGCAUCGUCGGCUUCGUCCUGCUCAUCCUCAUCAACGGCUUCGACACGCUCUUCCCGCAGCGCUUCAACGCCUCGGACUUCCUGACCGCCUACAUCGGCAUCCCGGCCUUCCUGGUCGUCUACUUUGGCCACCGCUGGUACACCCGCUCCGACCCCUGGGCCUGGCGGCCGGAGGACGUCGACAUGGUCACCGGCCUGGACGAGAUCGUGGCCGCCGAGCGCCCCCUGCCCGUCCGCACCGGGUUCAUGAAGUACUUUAGCUACAUAUACGAGUAG